Molecule: messenger RNA, 1755 nt
Organism: Cyclospora cayetanensis
Lineage: Eukaryota; Apicomplexa; Conoidasida; Eucoccidiorida; Eimeriidae
Product: phosphoenolpyruvate carboxykinase (ATP)
Exons: 9
Coding region: 1-1755 (584 amino acids)
Biological process (GO): gluconeogenesis
Cellular component (GO): cytosol
Molecular function (GO): phosphoenolpyruvate carboxykinase (ATP) activity; ATP binding
Source: RefSeq, a predicted model, not a curated record
AUGCGGUCACUUGACGCUGCCUCCCGCCAGGAGGCCAGAGAUCCGGUUAACUUUUUGGAGAUGCUGCGGAAGCAGAUAGACGCGAACCUUGCCCACCACAAGCCUGGUGACUGCCCACUGACCAAGAAAGACAUACUCGACUUAGGGCAGUUGCAGAAGGAGAUAGAGUUUCAAGAGGAUAUACACGGAAAAGGAAUUCAAGUUAGCCAUUUGUUUCACAACACGUCUCCCGCGAUCUUGUAUGAAGAGGCCCUAAAGAACGAAGCCAUGACGUUCAUCUCCAAUACAGGGGCCCUCUGCGUCUCUUCAGGCCUUAAGACGGGCCGCUCCCCAGGGGACAAGAGGAUUGUGGAGGAGCCAUCUUCGAAGGAUGAUAUCUGGUGGGGAAAGGUCAACAUGCCUUUCGCGGAGAGGGCGUAUUUGACGAACAGGGAGAGAGCUGUUGACUUUCUGAACUUGCAGGAGCAGCUGUACGUCGUGGAUGCCUUUGCUGGGUGGGAUAAAGAGUUUCGGGUGAAGAUCCGCGUCAUCACGAGUCGAGCUUACCACGCUCUCUUCAUGCAAAACAUGUUGGUGAUGCCCACAAAAGAGGAGCUGGCAGCCUUUGAGCCGGAUUUUACGAUAUAUAAUGCUGGCUGCUUCCCGGCAAAUCGGUUUACCGAAGGUGUGACUAGCCAGACUUCUGUUGCACUUCAUCUGGGAAAACGUGAGAUGGUGAUUCUGGGCACACAGUAUGCCGGCGAGAUGAAGAAGGGGAUCUUGACAUUGAUGAUGUAUCUUAUGCCGAAGAGGGGCCAGCUGCCGCUUCAUUCAUCGUGCAAUGUUGGACCGAAGGGCGAUGUUACGCUCUUCUUUGGGCUAAGCGGCACCGGCAAGACCACUUUGUCCGCGGACCCGCGUCGCGAGCUCAUCGGAGACGAUGAGCACGUGUGGACAGAAAAGGGUGUGUUCAAUAUCGAGGGAGGUUGCUACGCAAAGUGCAAGGACCUAAGCAGAGAACAGGAACCGGAGAUAUACGACGCUAUCAGGUUUGGUGCUGUCCUGGAGAACGUUGUGCUAGAGGAAAGCGAGCGCAGAGUGGACUACACCGAUUGCAGCAUCACGGAGAACACGCGAUGCGCUUAUCCCCUAUACUAUAUUCCAAAUGCCAGGAUUCCAGCGUGUGUCGACACGCACCCGAGCAACAUCAUCUUGCUGACGUGCGACGCGUUCGGCGUCUUGCCCCCAGUAUCCAAGUUGACCCCUGAGCAAGUCAUGUAUCAUUUCAUUUCCGGGUAUACCAGCAAGAUGGCUGGAACUGAAAUGGGAAUCCUUGAGCCAACGGCCACGUUUUCUGCGUGUUACGGAUCGCCGUUCCUGGCUAUGCACCCCAUGGUGUAUGCUGAGAUGCUGUCAAAGAAGCUCCAAGAACAUAACGCCAAUGCAUGGUUACUGAACACUGGAUGGAUCAGCGGAGGCUACGGCAUGCCAGCCGGACGCCGUAUCCCUCUCAAAUACACUCGCGCUAUGGUCGACGCUAUCCACGACGGAUCCCUCGCGAAGGCAGAGUUUGAGGAGAUGCCAGUGUUCAAGUUGCUUGUGCCAAAGGGAGUGGCGGGUGUGCCGGAAGAGUUGCUUUUGCCCCAGAAGGCCUGGAAGGACACCCAGGAUUUGGAUCGGCAGGUGAAGAAACUUGCAGGGCUUUUUGUGGAAAACUUCAAGCAGUACCACGACAAAGCCACGGCUGAGGUUAUUCAGGCGGGGCCAAAUCUUUAG